UGCUGACCGAAAGGUUGUCGGUUUGAAUCCGGGGAGCAGGGUGAGCACCCUCUGUUAGCCCCAGCUUCUGCCAACCUAGCAGUGUGAAAACAUGCAAAUGUGAGUGGAGGAAUAGGUACUGCUCCGGCGGGAAGGUAAUGGCGCUCCAUGCAGUCAUGCCGGCCACAUGACCUUGGAGGUGUCUGUGGACAAUGCCGGCUCUUCGGCUUAGAAAUGGAGAUGAGCACCAACCCCCAGAGUUGGACUCGACUGGACUUAACAUUUGGGAAAAUGUUUACCUUUACUAUGUAUGGCCCUGGUUGGAUGCCAUGGGAUGCUGGCUUUGGCCGCUGAUCUAUUUGUUCUCAUCUCCUCGGUUUCCUCCAAACUGAAGCUCCUUAGCAUUGAGCCAUGGCCCUUAAAGCGGUGCCACAUUGCAUUAAGCAGACAGGAUAGAGAUGCUCCUUGUGUCCUGCAAAGCACGUGGGGCUGAUCCUGGGGGGUGUGGCCAGGUGGAGGGGGCGUGGCUUCGCUCCUCACCUGCUUCCAUUCAUCCUUUGGGUCCCUAGGAGGAGGACACGGCUUGACAGCAGGAGCCAUGAGCUGCAGAGACCUUUUCCAGGUCUUUGGCACACGGGCCAUGGCUCCCCGGACCACUCCUUCCACCCGGCUUUGCCUGAGCCACACGCCUCCCAUUCGCAAGCUACUCGACUCCUAUGAAGAACUCCGGGAAGGCCUGGGCCACCCAGCCUUGCGCCCGUGCCUGAACAGCACCUUCUCCGUGGAACCAGAGCGGCAGCAGGACUCAGGCAAGGGCUGCCGUGGCAAGAAGAAGAAGAGGGUGGUCUUUGCGGACAUGAAGGGCUUCUCGCUGACGGCCGUCCGGAUUUUCUCCAAGAUCGAAGAGGACCUCUGCGACCUCCAGCAAGCCCUGUCGCACUUGACCAGCUUCCGGGACAAGCUGCGAGGGUCGCGUCCCGAGGCGAGGAAGUACCUCCUGGACUUCCCCCAGCCUUCCACCGACUAUAUGGCUUUCCGCGGCCGCCUGCAGAACGGCUUCGUCUGCUUGGAGAACUGCCUCGUCCAGGAGAAGUCCAUCUCUGGGACCAUCAAGGUCAAGAACAUCAGCUAUGAGAAGAAAGUGUUCAUCCGUGUUACCUUCGAUUCCUGGCACAGCUCUCGCGACAUCGGUUGCCGAUACAUGCUGAACACCUAUGGCUACUCCGACACGGAUACGUUCUCCUUCGAGGUCCCCCUACCCAAAGGAUCGGCUCCUUGCCACACCAUUGAAUUCUGUGUUUCCUACCACAGCGGUGAGAAAGUUUAUUGGGAUAACAACUUUGGGAAGAACUACCAGAUACGGCAAGUGAUGGGCCCUCCACUGCCCAGAGCCCUUUCGCGCCUGGCAAAGAGCAGUGAGCCGCUGGGCAGCUCUCGGGCUGCAGCUCUGGUUUUCUCUCGCUUGCAGACCUGGAGGCGUACAGAGACCCCGGCAUACUGGUAGGGGAUGCUUUGGAACAAGCUCUGUCCUUAUUGCUCCUGUUCUCCCUUCCAAUGCUCUGGCCGUGACUCUGUUUAUGUCCCUGGCACCGCAGACUGGGCAUUGCGAUACAGCCAGAACCUCCCGACCUUCUCAGAAUCAAUAGUUCGGCUGCAACGUGUCUUUACGUCUUGGACUUCUUGGAAGCAGCAAGAAGACCUCGGGUACAUCUUCACUAUAGUUCUACCCCACUUUAACUUCCCUAACUCCGUACUAGGAAAUCUUGAACAUUGAAUAUGGUGAGGCCUCAACUCUCUGGUAGAGAAGGUGAAAGAUCUUGUAAAAAUACAGUUCCCAAAAUACCAUAGUAUCGGACCGUGGCAGUUCAAGCAGUGUCAAAUGGGAUUCAUUCUACAGUGUAGAUGCAGCCCUUGUCUCACAACAAUCCUCUGGAUGGGGGUUGCAGGCCAUGCCUGACACUAGAACAAGGAAAGCAUUGGCUCUUUUUAUUCUACUACAGUGGAAGUUAUAAUGGACAUAACUUUGUCAGAACUUGGCUUUAGUACACAACAUGAGCUAGCAUAACCUAGUACUUUCUGUCCCAUGAUUCAAGAAGUCUCAGGUUCAGAUUUUGCAGGGAGCCUUUUAGAUUGGAGGUAGCCAGGCUUAGACCGCAGCAAGGAAUUUGGACAGAUUCCUAGCCAAAGCAAUCUGUGUCACUCAAAGCAGCCCAUUGGACAAGAAGGAAGAGAGAGAGAGAGACCAGAAUGGGAGAAACAAAGGGGAAAGAGGGGCAUCUUCGGUUACUUUUGAAUCAUCCCACCAUUUAUGAGAAUGUGAUCAAUGGAAAAAGAAAGAUUCCUAUCACAGUCUAGAAAGAGAAUUUUUCCCUUCACCUGGCUCUCCAAAUCCCAGUUGCACUCCUACCUUGCAGGACUGUUGUGAUGGGGAAAAAAUGCGUUUUGGACCCUAACAGCCAUUGCUCAGUGUCAGAGUAGUGCUGCAUAAACAAUACUCUCUUAUACCUCUGACAUCUGUGCUCUCAACUCAGCUGAGCAGGUACUUGCCUUUACAUUCUCAAACAUUUAGUUUUCUGGGUAUGUUUGUGGUUUCUCGGUGACCUGGAUAAGCUAAAGGGGAUCGAUUUUGUGCAAAAGACUUGUGGUCCAGCCAUGCACAAUUCUCGUGGCUGGGCUUGACUAGCGUUUUGCAAUAAAAAAAAGAGAUGGAAAUUUGCUCCACAAAUUCUCUGUCAAGAUGGUUGUGAUGGAAUGACUUCUGUGCUUUGUAAUCACAAGCAGAGGGUUGCUUUUUAAUAUUUCUUUUUCUAGAAACUAAUAAAGCAGACAGCGAACACAGA
This is a messenger RNA of Anolis carolinensis (green anole), 2819 nucleotides long. RefSeq names its product protein phosphatase 1 regulatory subunit 3C. The transcript is spliced from 2 exons. Bases 578 to 1483 code for a protein of 301 amino acids. Lineage: Eukaryota; Metazoa; Chordata; Lepidosauria; Squamata; Anolidae. Gene Ontology annotation, biological process: regulation of glycogen biosynthetic process. Gene Ontology annotation, molecular function: protein phosphatase 1 binding; glycogen binding. The record is from RefSeq and is a predicted model, not a curated record. Gene Ontology annotation, cellular component: protein phosphatase type 1 complex.